Messenger RNA from Miscanthus lutarioriparius, 612 nucleotides. NCBI's taxonomy places the organism in Eukaryota, Viridiplantae, Streptophyta, Magnoliopsida, Poales, Poaceae. The record is from the annotation of a GenBank genome assembly.
AUGGAGCAAAAUGGAGAGUUGCGGGAGGAGGGAGUGGCUGCGCCAAAAAAAAACACCGCGGGCCGGAGUGGGCGGCCGCAGACGACCAGGAGAAAGUUGAAGCACCGGCCGUGGAAAAAUGCGCUUCUGUCAGACAUAUCGAUGAGCACCUCGGCCGCGCCUGCCUUCUUCCCGCCGCACUACUUCGAGACGAAGGACGAGAAUGGCAGGAGGAAGGCCUUCAACCUGGUGGAUGGUGGGGUCGCUGCGAACAACCCCACUCUGUGCGCGAUGAACCAGGUGUCUCAGGACAUCAUCCUCGGCGACGACUUCUUCCCGGUGAUGCCGGCGGACUACGGAAAGUUCAUGGUGAUCUCCCUCGGUUGUGGGUCGAAUCGGAACCGCAGGUACUGCGCCAAGGCCGCCGCCAAGUGGGGCAUCUUCAGCUGGCUCUUCAAGCUAGGACGGCAACGCUCCCAUCAUCAACAUGUUCAACUCCGCCAGCGCCGACAUGAUCGAUAUCAACCUCUGCGUCCUCUUCAGGGCACUGCGCUCCGGCCAGAACUACCUGCGUAUUCAGGCAUGCAUGCACACGCAGGACAUGAACGGCAUCUCCACAAAUACAACUUCUAG